Molecule: messenger RNA, 1409 nt
Organism: Arachis ipaensis
Lineage: Eukaryota; Viridiplantae; Streptophyta; Magnoliopsida; Fabales; Fabaceae
Source: RefSeq, a predicted model, not a curated record
CUAUCCUUUUCCCCGAAACCACUUUCUGUUAUCUCACACUUCACCGCUCCAUGUGGCCACCGUGGCUGAGCUCGCCGAGCCGCGUCCGCACCACGCCGCCACCAUCUCCGUCGCCGUCGCAUUCCGGAGCUCGCUCCCUCAGCUUUUCCUGCUCCUCAUUCAAAGACAUCCAGAAACUCCUCCAAGAAGAAGAACAACUCGAACGCGGAAGCAGGCUCGCUCCUUCACCUAGAUCCUCUUCACUCUUCCGCAGAAUCCGCAUCUCCACCUCCGUCCUCCGAGCGUUUGGCUCACGCGCUUCCCUUCCGCCGCCGCCACCACAGGCUACAUUGCCUCCUGGCCUUGACCGUGGCGUCGUCAUCUACUUCACCAGCCUACGCGUCGUUCGCCGCACCUUCGACGACUGCCGCGCCGUCAGAUCGAUCCUCCGGAACUUCCGCGUCGCAGUCGACGAGCGCGACGUCUCUAUCGACGACAGGUUCCGCGACGAGCUCAACUCCAUCCUCGGCCGCAAGAGCGCGACGCUCCCUAGGGUUUUCAUCGGCGGCGAGUACGUCGGCGGAGCUGACGACGUCCGGCAGCUCCAUGAGAGUGGCGAUCUGCAGCGGCUGAUUGAACGGUUGCCGAAGUCAAAUCAGAUCAACAGUUGCUGCGAUCAGUGCGGCGGUUUCAGAUUCGUGGUGUGCGAGGAGUGUAGCGGUAGCCACAAGAUCUUUGCAGAGAAGAACGGCGGGUUCAGGAGCUGUUCAUCUUGCAACGCCAACGGCUUGAUUAGGUGCCCCACAUGCUUCUUCGUGCACCCGCGCCACACCAAAUAAUUAUGCUUAGUUACUUACAGCUCAGCUCACAACUACUCAGAGAAAAUCCCCAACAAAAAAAGGGGAAUAGUUAACUGUUUUAAUUUGUUGAUAAAUAAACUAGUGUACGAAUUUAGCGUUAGCGUGUGAUUUCAAUUUCUAAGGCAUAAAUUAUUUAGGAGCCAGCUUUGAUUUGUUAUAAUUUAUGUUGCAUGGACAUUAAUGAUCACAUGGAGUAACAGUACAUGACUAUAUGCACCAUUAGCAGAGGGAACUUUUUGUGGCAGACUCAUGAGCGGGGAACAUGACUUCAAAGUUAUGUCUGGUUGGUGAAUGCCAAAUUUUGAACCCUGUGUCACGCACUAAUUCAAAAGAGUGCUCGUAAGUAACUUUUUAGGGUUUAAUUUUGGGGCAAGACCAAUUCUAGGAGGUGGGAACUGGGAAGCAAAGGCACGUUGGACUCUGUUUAGGCUCUGGCCCAAUUCUAUGUUUCCUUGUUUUUGGAGCAUUUAUAAGUCGUUCACUUUUGCAUAUUGAGCCAACUCAUUUCUCUUUUGUUGUCAACAAAUCAUUGAUGAUGAUAACUAAAGUUAAGUAGCUAGAGUUAGGUAU